GCUUCUUUAUUGAUCAUGAAUGUCAUUAACUUACAGGUCAACAAAGUCAUGUGGAGUCGAAGCUACUGCGCACUGUACAGCCACUGACUCUGUUCACUGAAGCUAAUGGAAAGCAAAGCUGAUGUGUCCUACCUCUAACUGACUGCACUAGCACUGAGAUGGAUGAUCACAAAGUUUCCUUACCUGUCAGGAACAAUGGUAGCACUAACAAAGCACACAAACGAACAUCUCCAAUCAUCUCCCUUCACUCGUUUGUCCUGGGAUUUCUCAUCGGCUGUGUCGUGAUUUUUUUCUUUGGCCUCAAGUCGAGUGAUGUAUGUAUCGGCAGGAGGUGUGCUGUACAAGCCACACCCAUUUCUCCUGUUAAGUUGGACGUUCCCCUUCCCCGGGAGCACAGUCUCAAGAGAGAGAGAGCACCGGUUGAGAAUAUAACAGAGGAUAAUAAUGAAGCUUCUUCCUCGUCCAUUAGCAAGUGCCCAAAGAGACCACUCCAUGUUGUCAUAAUAGUGCUGGCCUCCCCUAAAGGUUCACUGAGACGCAAUGCAAUACGAGGAUCAUGGAUGCACGACUUCAACUCAAGGAAAGUUAAAGUGACUUCGAAGUUUUUACUGGGGACCCUUGGUCUAACAGAGAGCAAUAUACGCAGUCUAAAGCAGGAAUCUGAGCAGUAUAGGGACAUGCUGCUCUUUGAUACCCUCAAAGACUCCUACUUUAAUCUCUCACUGAAGGUGUUGCACGGACUAAACUGGGCAGAACGUGAGCUGCCACACUUCGAUUUUAUCAUCAAGACAGAUGACGAUUCGUUUGUACAAGUGGGGAAAGUUGCCCAAGCAUUUGUUGAUAUGGGAUGCCCUGAGCUCCUCUAUUGGGGGUACUUCAAUGGCCAUGGAUUCCCAGAGGCCACAGGUAGAUGGGCUGAGAAACAAUGGCGCAGUUGCCCUCAUUACCUCCCGUAUGCCAUGGGAGGUGGAUAUAUACUCACACAUAGAGUUGUCAAGUUAUUGGUUCGUCUCUCGGAUAGACUGCUUUUGUACGGCAACGAAGAUGUCACUAUUGGAAGUUGGUUGGCACCGUUUGAGUUAGCAAGAGUACAUGACAUGCGGUUCAAUGUGGAGAGUCAAACACACGGCUGUAACAAUCAAUACAUCAUCACGCACAAGGACACACUGCGACACAUGUACCACAAGUUUAAGAACCUGCGUAAGAAUGGAACCCUUUGCUCACAAGAGAAAGAGAUACGCCCAAGCUUUAUCUACAACUGGACUGUCUCACCCGCCAACUGCUGUGACAGAAGCAGAGGCCUGCCCAUUCAACAAUCUGUGUUUAAUGGACACCUGCUACCCUUAAAACUCCAUUGAACAAAUCUUUCACUUAUACUGUUUAUACUGUUUAUACUAAUUAGUUAUCCUUUCUGUUUCUUUGUAUAUAAUUUAUAAUUAUAUUUACACCACCAUUAUAAUUAUGCACAAAAUCUAUUUAUUAAUG
Molecule: messenger RNA, 1485 nt
Organism: Halichondria panicea
Lineage: Eukaryota; Metazoa; Porifera; Demospongiae; Suberitida; Halichondriidae
Product: beta-1,3-galactosyltransferase 6-like
Exons: 2
Coding region: 159-1358 (399 amino acids)
Cellular component (GO): Golgi membrane
Molecular function (GO): hexosyltransferase activity
Source: RefSeq, a predicted model, not a curated record